AUGACGGGCGUCCUUAAUCUGGAUCCAGACAGCGUAGUGUUCUACGUGGGCGGCUAUCCUGAGGACUUCACUCCUCCAGCGGCACUGCGAUACCCCAAAUAUCGAGGAGCCAUAAAGCUCUCCUUUGUCAAUGACAAUCCUGUGUGUCUGUUCAACUACAAGCAUGCAGCCAACUUAGGUGAACACCCUUUUGUGAAGAUUUCCCAGUCAGAGGUGUCUGAUUAUUAUGACGGGACUGGUUACCGCAUGGCUCUCACUAGUAACCCUCAGAAGAAGAAGAGACGACUGUUCAGGUUCCACACCAACAGCCGAGAGACAAACGCCUUGCUGUUCUACAUUGGAAACGAAGAUUCUUACUUCUGUGUCUUCAUGGAGAGAGGGCACCUUGUGCUUCAAGGGAGACAAGCCGGUCAAGAGCUAAAAUCUCAGAGCGGUGAAAAAGUGUCUCUAUUUGACAUGCAGUUUAUAAUUGCCAUGGAUGACAAGUUCAUUGUGAACUACAGAGCGAAGCAAAUCUCCACAAAUUACACCAAAGCAGAGGAUAACAUCACAGCCCCACCACUGAGAGGGUGUGUGGAUCACCUGACGGCAGAUGGUAUGUACGUUGAGUACAACAGGACCAUCGGUGUCAGCGUCGGAUGUCCACUGUCACUGCUGGGUGUUCGUGAAGCAACAUAUAACUCAGUUGUGUCUGUGAACUCUCUGGGUGUUUGGGACACGGUGCCAGUCACAGUCUCUCUGGGCUUCAGGAGCACAGAGAAACACGGUGCUCUUCUUAGGAGCAGCUAUCAGAUCCAUGCUCAGACAGGAUCAACAAGUCAGCAGUGCAGACAGCGCCUGACACUCUAUGGAGGAUACAGGCUGUCUGAGCCACACAGCUGGCUCAGUUACAGCGUUCCUCCUGAGGAGCUUAAUUACAGGCCUCACUUCUCCCUUGAAGUCAGAACCAGGUCAUCCAAAGGACUGCUGCUGUACAUUGCAGGGAAGGGAGACAUUUCCCUGCUAGCUUUGUUUAUGGCCGGCGGCAAAAUCAAGCUCUCGCUUGGGCAAAACAGAAUCAUCCACCAUAAGAAGAAGAGCAAUGAUGGAAACUGGCACAGAGUUGUGUUCAGUGUGGAGAAAAACACUUUCCAUCUGCUGGUUGAUGGAAUCCGUGUGACAGAUGGUCACUUGUCUAACGAUGCGGGAUCAUCUCUAGACCUGCAGAAUCCUGUGUAUUUGGGAGGAGUUCCAAUACGCAAAUUGUCAAAAGGGCAUUUAAUCCCCAAAGAGAGUGUUAUUGGCUGUGUUCGGGAUUUCAAACUGAAUGAGGUGUUAGUUGGGGAACCAGUGGCUCACCAUGGAGCCUCAUCCUGCUUUGAUGGACUCUCAGAGGCUGGGACAUAUUUUGGGGGAGACGGCAGCCACAUUGUCUUAGAUAAGUACUUCACUGUGGGCUCUGAUUUUGACUUGGCCUUUGAGCUGCGUCCGCAGCACUUGACUGGCCUCCUCUUCCACGCUCGAAGUCCUAAGACCAGCUUCGACGUGUUCUUAGUGGAAAACAAGGUGGGAGUCAAGGUGAAUGAUGGUAAUGGUGCUGUCAGUGUCUCAGUGAUGCCUCAUCAAAGCCUGUGUGACGGCAAAUUUCAUGCAGUUACAGUGUCCAAACAGAAAGAAGCUGUCAAAGUAACAGUGGACUCCGUGUCUGAGCAGAAACUGGGUCCCUCCCCGUCCACCUCGUCCUCAGCGACACUGGAUACCCUUUACAUUGGAGGGACAACAAAGAGGAGCAGAGCCCCCGUGUCCUCUUCAUUUAUUGGCUGCUUGCGGAGAGUGAGGCUCAACGGGAGGCCUGUUGCAUUCAAAGCUGCUUCCAGUGUGGUUGGCACUGUGAACAUCAGUAAAUGCCCUGCAGCCUGA
This is a messenger RNA of Myripristis murdjan (pinecone soldierfish), 1899 nucleotides long. It is a transcript of the gene lama3, whose product is annotated as laminin, alpha 3. The coding region runs from base 1 to 1899 and encodes 632 amino acids. The transcript has 15 exons. The record is from RefSeq and is a predicted model, not a curated record. Lineage: Eukaryota; Metazoa; Chordata; Actinopteri; Holocentriformes; Holocentridae.